AUGGCUCAGAUGCUGGCUCUCAGCCUCCUUAGCCUGGUCCUGGCUCUCUGCGUCCCCUGGACCCAAGGCAGUGACGGUGGAGGUCAGGAUUGCUGCCUCAAGUACAGCCAGAGGAAGAUUCCCUACAGUAUUGUCCAAGGCUACAGAAAGCAAGAACCAAGCUUAGGCUGCCCCAUCCCGGCAAUCCUGUUCUCACCCCGGAAGCGCCAUCAGCCUGAGCUAUGUGCAAACCCGGAACAAAGCUGGGUGCAGAAGCUGAUACGACGUCUGGACCAGCCUCCAGCCCCAGGGCAACAAAGUUCCGGCUGCAGAAAGAACAGAGGAACCCAUAAGUCUGGAAAGAAAGGAAAGGGUUCCAAAGGCUGCAAGGGGACUGAACCCACACAGACCCUGAAAGGGCCAUAG
Onychomys torridus (southern grasshopper mouse) is the source of this 405-nucleotide messenger RNA. It is a transcript of the gene Ccl21, whose product is annotated as C-C motif chemokine ligand 21. Lineage: Eukaryota; Metazoa; Chordata; Mammalia; Rodentia; Cricetidae. The record is from RefSeq and is a predicted model, not a curated record. Gene Ontology annotation, biological process: neutrophil chemotaxis; inflammatory response; cellular response to interleukin-1. Gene Ontology annotation, cellular component: extracellular region. Gene Ontology annotation, molecular function: CCR chemokine receptor binding; chemokine activity. The transcript has 4 exons. Bases 1 to 405 code for a protein of 134 amino acids.